Molecule: messenger RNA, 1608 nt
Organism: Lactuca virosa
Lineage: Eukaryota; Viridiplantae; Streptophyta; Magnoliopsida; Asterales; Asteraceae
Source: the annotation of a GenBank genome assembly
CUUGCAAACCCCUAAAUCUCAUUAUCCCCUGCUUCACGUUACACUACUCCCACGAAAACGUAGAUUCUGCUCUUCGAUUAUAUAUAACUUAAAAAGAGAGAAAUGACGGAUAAACUGGCUGACGGUGACGCUGGUGGUGAUUGGUCGAUGACGGAUGGUAUUGACUGUGACGGUGGUGGCGAUUGGUCGUCGAUGAAGGAUGGUAUUGAAGGUGAUGAUGGUUGUGGGCCGACGAUGAGAAGAAAUGAUGCAAAGAGUUUGAGAGAGAUGCAGUUGUCGAUAGCGGCGUCGUCUUCGGUGUUUCCAGGGUUCAGAUUUUCGCCGACUGACGAUGAGUUGAUUUCGUAUUACUUGAAGAAGAAGCUCCAGGGAUCUGAUAAUUGCGUUGAUAUCAUUCCGGAGGUCGAUUUCUGCCGACAUGAGCCAUGGGAUUUACCUGCUAUUUCCAUUAUUCAAUCGGAUAAUGAGUGGUUCUUCUUUUCGACCCGAGGAAAGAAGUAUCCAAACGGGUCACAAAGUAAACGGGCUACCCAAUCUGGAUACUGGAAAGCCACUGGAAAAGAACGAAAUGUAAAAUCAGGUGCGGUUACAAUUGGCACUAAACGGACACUGGUUUUUCACAUGGGUCGCGCUCCCAAAGGAGAAAGAACCGAAUGGAUCAUGCAUGAAUAUUGUAUGAAUGAUGCUGCACAGGAAUCUCUAGUUGUUUGUCGACUUCGUAGAAAUAGUGAUUUCCGAUUAAAUGAAUCAUCAAGAGGCUCUUCUGAUAAUAAAAGUCACUCGGGUACAACAAACGAAUAUGCUAAUAAUAACCAAAUGGACGGGUUUCAUGACACAAACGACACUAUAAAGUCCGCUUCAAAAGAAUCCACAAGCAGUUACAGGUCUCAUUCAGACGACCAGAAUGGUUCCGGAUCAGAAUCUGAUCCGGAAGCCAAUCCCGAGUCGCCACAUGGCUCUUCCACUCCAUAUAAGGAUGUCGACGACUGUUUUGCGGAUAUAAUCAACGAUGACAUCAUCCAACUUGAUGAAUCCACAUCACACUCUCUCAAAUUAUACGGCUUCCUCACAAAAGAUCAACCAAUGUUAACCCAAGAUCCAACAAAAUGCAAUAAAAAACUACCACCACAAACCACCAUGUCCUCUCAAGGAACCGCGGUUCGAAGAAUCAAACUGAGACGUCAAAAGGGUCGAACCCAUGAACCACCACCGGCUGACGACGGUCUAGACCAGCACCACCACCCAAAGACGCCGCCAUUGGAGAAGAAAUCAUCAGGGUGUCUUGUUAGUGUAUUGUCUGGCAAUGCGGAUACUCUAAUGGGGUCACGUGCAACACAUGUGAUUUUGGUUUUGUUGUUUUUGGUGUUGGUGUUGGUGGUUUGGAAAGGUAAAAAUAUGGAAGUUUGGAAGGCACAGCUAAAGCAUUGGCUUCGUAUGACUGCUCAUUAUAUGUAAAAUAUAAAAGGUUUGUAUGUGUUGUGUUUGUGGGUGUAUAUAUAGAAGGUUUUUUAUAUUAUGGUGUAAACUUAGUGGUGGAUCAUGUGGAUUUCCCCCUAUAUAGACGAUUACACGUUUCUUGGACACCUGGUUAUGUAUACGAUCGAUGGU